Aureobasidium subglaciale EXF-2481 is the source of this 5870-nucleotide messenger RNA. RefSeq lists its product as uncharacterized. Gene Ontology annotation, molecular function: GTPase activator activity. The coding region runs from base 95 to 5512 and encodes 1805 amino acids. The transcript is spliced from 2 exons. Gene Ontology annotation, biological process: negative regulation of TORC1 signaling; intracellular signal transduction; positive regulation of autophagy. Lineage: Eukaryota; Fungi; Ascomycota; Dothideomycetes; Dothideales; Saccotheciaceae. The record is from RefSeq and is a predicted model, not a curated record. Gene Ontology annotation, cellular component: GATOR1 complex.
CUUGCUUUUCUUCCAAGGAAGAUGUCAUGACUAGAUCCAGCUAUUUCUAUGGGCAGAUGAUUCGCGUCCACAUUCCAGAUCUCGAACUACAGUCAUGUCGACCUACGGGCAGCAUCACUUCUGCUUGCUCUGGAUUCAUGAUGACAGUUUCUCUGAAGAGACUGUGGUAUUCAAUUCGGAUCGCGUGGCUCUGAAUGAGGGAUCGCUCUGUAAGCUUGCGGCCCUCAAGAACACAGUGUCGACUCAUGAUUUCACGAUCAGCACACCAGCCCUAUCCGCCACAAGACCAGAAAACACACCAGGAAAGACAGCUCUCCGAAAUGGUGGCCGAAAAUCCGUCAAACAUGCCUCAGAUAUGGAGAAGCAUGCAGACUCCUCUAGAUCCUUAAUCUUCGUGGCUCGCGACAUGACUCCCGAGCAGAAGCGGAAACAGCCUAGGCUUCAGGUCUCUGUGCAUACUAAUGCAGCGGCGGCUUUCGGCUUUCGUAACAAUAUGCAGGCCAUAGUCCUUCCGGCACUUGAGGAUGUACAUUCUGCGUCUCACGUAGAGAUAGUCUUCCGCGACCAAUAUCUCGCGCGCUCGGAUAUGUGGAGAUUGACAGUAGCAGUUCUGAGUGAGAAAGCUGUUUUCAAAGGACAGAAACUGCUUUUCCUGGGCAGUAUCAAGGCUACCGUGAAGAACAUCUUCGUCGACGGACAGAAGGUCACUUCGGCCUUUUUCUCGUCCUCCACUAAACCCAUCUUUCGCAGUGAGUCUGCAAAGUAUGUUGUGUUUAUUCAGAUGUCUCGCGAGAUGUGGGAUUUCGAUGCGGAAGGAUCAGGCGAGAUCAUGUUCAACAAGGUCAUCAAUGGUUUCCUACCUGAUCUGUUCAAACGCUGGCAGAGACUGAACGUGCAUCAUCUUGUCAGCAUCAUCAUGUUCACUCGACUGGAGUACGAACAUGGUGUAUUGGUUCGUCGGGACGAGAAUUCAGAUGCCCAACACAGUAACGGACGAUCGCCCGGCAACGGUCGCGAAUAUCGAGACUACUAUCGAGUAGUCACAACUGAUGCGUCGAGUAGUCGAUGGGUCGACAUUCUUUACAAGCUCAAGAAGGAGUUCAAGGUCUUUUUGAAGGACGUGUCUGUUGUGGGUGGUAAUGAUGCUUACGGUCCACCUCCGGAGACUCUAGCAUCCGUGAAAGCCCGUACCGAGACUGAGUCUGUGAUUGCUGGUCAACCUACUACAUCGGCACGAGGCAACAUCCUGGAAGCUAUCAAUCUUGCUGCAUCACAGUUCUCUAAGGACUAUAUCGAUCGCGACCUCGUACACACCGGUAUAUCAUUAUGUAUUGUCACGGCAGGCACGGGCAUUUUUGAAGUCGACUACAACAUACUCAAGCUGACAACGGACGCACUCGUGGCAAGCGGCAUGGGUGUUGAUCUUGUCUCCCUGGCUAGGAUGCCGCUCCACUCUGUGCCUCUGUUCAGAUAUCGAAGCCCUCACAUACUCCCCGGUCUACCCGUUGUGUCCGACAUCUAUACCUUCGAGGGAGGCAGUACGCCUCGUCAAGCAGGCUACUUGGAAAGUUUCAUGGUCGGUACUCCCAGAGGUACCGGAAGGUUCAUGCGAAGAGCCAGCAGCCAUAACAGAGAACAAGUGCCGGGCACCUUGAUGGAAUCCGGAGUGCAGUGGAGCUAUGCCUUGCCACACUGGAUUGACGUCUCUUUCUGGACUGGUCAUUCCGACGAAGAGCACCUCCGAACUCAAUAUGGUCUGAACUACAAGAAAAAGAAGGGCUCAAAACGAAACGAUCCCUUUACUACAAGUUGUCGGAUGUACGAGUUACAGAUGAUGGGUCUCAUGGAGACUGAGAUGAGCGAUAUAGCUAUACCUUUGAUGCUACCCGAGUAUACAAAUACCGAAAAGCCUCGCCAAGCAAGACAUCAUCUCGAACCUGCACCAAGCGAGGAGCUCUCGGGCAGCUAUGGUUCAACCAGAUCAUUCCAUGGAUAUAUUGCCAGCUCACCACAGCAGCAGGAUGACGACUCGCACCCCAAAAUGGAUAUGCCAACCCGCAAAGAGCUCAUUGACUGGAUGGCUGCUUACGAUAAGCAAGUACCUUUCAAAACGCAGGACUCUCCUCCGGUGAAGACGAUACUUGACCAGACCCCUAUCGAGUCAUCCAGAGGUAGCUUGGAAACAACUGUGAGAUUCAGCUCGUCACCUACAAAAUCAAGAAAUAGCUUGGCAUCACAACAAUUUAGACCUGGUGAAAGUCCACGAGGUACGGGCUAUCUUGGAAACAGAUCACCUCCAAAACGUGCAAUUUUACCCGUCAAGACGGACCAGCCAAAACAAUCGUCGAUGCGCAGCACCCAGACAGUCCCUAAAAGAGCUCCUAUGCCACGCCAGAUCAGUUUGGUAGGAGGACUGGGGACAGCGAAGUCAACCGCGAGUAUUAGCGUCAGCAAUGAGAGCGCUGGAACCAGUACUCCGACAUUGGAGUCGCCUCCACCACCGACUGCUUCCAAAAGUGGUGGGCUAUUCUCUAGUCUGACACAGCAGCUCCUCAAUACGUUGCAACGCAAACCAUCGCAAGCAAGUCUACGGACCAAUGCUAGUGGUCUUAGUGAUCGAGCGGACUCAGACCGGGCAAGCAUGGUCCCGCGUAGCACUCCAAUUGCUAUCCGGUCGAAUUCGGUUGUGUCAGAGCAUGAUGAAGAAGAUGAAGAGUCUCCAAAGGCAGACACGUAUCGCGGUCCUGUCACGAAGAUACCGGAGGACAUUGUGAUUCGUGAUGCAUCGGUAGUAGGACGACAAGCCGCCACUAUAUCAGACUCCGCACCCGACUCCUCCGCGGAUAGAGCAGACUACAACAGAGUACUGUCACCCUUGACGGCCAUCUCGCCGUGGCUCACGAUGCUAAAUCCAUCAAACCCGAAGAAGCAUAACAUGAGCAUAGCAAGCCAGUUCCGUCGCUGGCAGCAUAUAUUUCCAAAGCCAGUGCCCACUUCAGUGAUGAAGUGGAAGUCCUUGUGCUCACCAGCGUCUCUGCCGUUGACUGCUGAGUACUUCCCGACGGCAGAACAACUUCGCAAUGAGUAUUCGGAAUCACCUUACCGGAUAUUACCUCUGGAUGAUGAUGAGUCUUCUGAAGCGCCGAAAACUAGGGAGGCACUGAUUCGGGAGCUCAUUGCUUGCAGACUAUCACAUGGCUUCCAGAUAGUUGUUGGUCCAGCAGCCACAGAGUUCGCAGGCGCAAGAGCAGCCUCUUUGGUCAAAGUCUUUGACAAGAACUACAUGGCAGAGGACGGCGCAACAGUAUUGAUGACUGUGGGAAAUAACAUUCACCUGCUUGUCUGUACUGAGAACGGCGAAAUCGAGGUACGCAGGUACAAUAGGAAGCCCGUGGCGGAAGUUGAGUAUACUGGUGCUGUGGAUCCCACCGUGGCAUAUCAUCCCUACAUUCGAACAUACCUUGCCAAGGGAUAUGAGAUGCGACCUGUUGUAUUCAAGAACCCACGACCAACAUACAACUGGAACGCUAUAGAUCAUCAUCUUGCUGGUUACAAGCAAGAACACACCUCACAAGACAUGCGUUUCUGGAGAGCUCGAUUUGUUCUUAUUCCGGUCGCUCACAAAAUCAGAAGCGGUCAAUUGGGAUUUGUUUCCGAAAACUCAGAAGAAGAAAUCCGCCUGGAAGGUAUUCAGAAGCUCACACAAAUUUGGCAGAGACAUCGCUACAUCCCUCCGGAAGAACGCCGCUUCCAGCAGUCAUUGCAACAAAGACGCAAGGAUCCCAACCCUUUGGCGAUUGAAUAUCAUACUCAUGAUCCUUCAAUGAUCGUGCGAAACCAUGCGACGGGUCUAGCAGAAGCCUUGUCUCAAGACGAGCCGGGCCAUGACCUCUUUGCAGAGUCUGAGCAAUAUCACACCAACGAUUUCGACAUGCAAAAACUUGCCCAACAUCUGCAAGCGAGUCCGCCAAAAGGCAUACCAGUAGCAGAUCGUAGGUGGCAUUUCAAGACGCAUUGGAAGUGCUUCCGGGGUGAUCAUCUUACUAGCUUUCUCCUCGUCAACUUCAAGGACAUUGAAACGAGAGAAGAUGCGGUCAAGCUUGGAAAUGCUCUCAUGAAAAAAGGAUUGUUUACACACGCAGUACAGAAGCAUCAAUUCCGAGAUGGCAACUACUUCUAUCAGAUCGCUUCCGACUAUCGUACCACGCCCUAUCCCGAAAAUAGGUCCGGAUGGUUCGGCAUGGCAGGCCGAUCAAUGCCUACUACACCCAUGCAAGAAGGUUCAAAAGCGUCUCCAAAGUUCUUGCCCGUAGACAAGAUAAGAUCACCUAAGGUUGGACCUGUAGACAAAGCGCGUUCACCCUUGAUCGGACCUUCGGACAAUAACCGUCCCCGAUCUGGUACAGACGAGACGAAAGAUUCAGGAAGGAGCACACCCAGACCAGAUUCAAACAAGAGGCCAAGACUGGAGCUCAGUCGAAGCUUGCGGUAUGAUGUCGACCAUCGUAAGAAUUCUUAUCGUCCUGAGAUUAUCACAUUGCAUUACGACCGCAUCCAUAAUCCGGACAACUGCUAUCACAUCCGUCUAGAAUGGAUCAACGUUACAGCGAAGCUCAUCGAGGAUGCACUAGUAUCUUGGGCAACUAGCGUUGAGCGAUAUGGUCUGAAGCUGGUCGAGUUGCCUAUCGCAGAGGGACAUGCCACUCUCACUCAACACCCCUUCAGAAGGCCUUACUUGAUCAGACUCGCCCUGCAGCCUCCCCGAGGGACGCCUAAGCAGUACCUCGAAGCAGGAACAACGGCGUACGAGGAGACAUAUCCCUUCCAAAGAGCACUGGUGAGGAAGUUCGAUUUCGUGCUAGACUACGAGGCAGCUAGCACGUUUGAUCAAGGUGUCGAUGUGAGCUACUCUUGGGGAAAGCCAGAUUAUCAGUACACGCAAUUCAUCCACAAGUCGGGCGGCUUGCUCAUCCAGAUUGACGGUGAUGGCAAUCUGAUGCUGGCCGCAAACAGGCUCUGUGUUAAUCGCUCAGCGACUGCUCGCGAAGCUUCAAAGUAUGAAGUGUCUAGACGAGAGAAACGGAACUUCUCAACACCGGCGCCACCGGCGCAUGCUUCUCCCUUCCUGGGUGCACUCAAGUCAUCUGAACCACAGAGCGUACUCUCCAGGAACUCCUUCACUGAAGCUUCCGUCGAGCCCGAAAAUGUGGCGCAACAACUCGAGGCAUUCUGCUUUGAUGCGGAAAAGCUGAGAAUAUUCUACGAAGAUGCGUUGAGGCCUACCGCAAGUCCUAGUCCACAUCUGACGCCCAGGCAAACACCCAGACAGACACCGGUACUGAGUGCGAUGAAUGCCAUACCUCACCUGGGUCUGCCGCCGAGUAUUAGCCUUAGGAACGCUAGUCUUGCGGAGAGCAACCCGAGGAUUGGGUUGUCACCGUCUAGGAGAUCGAGUAUACAAGGUUUUAAGUCGUACCUGUCAGAAUCGGGCAGUCAUCGUGACUUGAACUAAGCUUGGCGAUUGGUGGAUGGUCUUCUACACAGCAGAGCUGGAUAGUGUACAUUUGCAAGUUGGAGUCGGUAUCUAGGUAAUCUUACUCAUGCGCACAGAGGCGGGCGUCUCUGGUAUCGGCCAGAGAGACUAGAGGCUUGUUUGGGAUAGACAGACAUGUGAAGAUGAACGCAGACGAUACACACCAUGAUGCAACUCCUUCUAAUUUCAGGCGCUUUCACAUGUCAGAGUUACGAACACUCCAAUCUUGAGCCUCUCCCUGCCAUCCGGAGAUCCGGAUGUGGUGUCUCACGACUGCCGUGCUCGUCGGCUCCAAAGGUUCGGUUAGGCAAUACCGAGCCGGCUCGGCAUACACAGC